AUGUGGCCGCUGCUGCUGCGGGCGGCGCGGGCGGGGGUCCCGCUGCUGCGGGGGGCUCCCGCCUCCCCAGGCAAGUGCCCCUCGCCCGGGCCGGUCCCUGACCCGCUGCUCCCCGCAGGCAGAGCCCGGCCGAGCCACAGCGAGCCGCGGGGCCGGGAUGGACGCGGCGGGGAGGAGGAGGAGGUGGAGGGGUGGCAGCAGCUGUACCCCGGGCACAUCCCCACCAGCCCGCUGCAGAAGGCGCUGCUGGCCGCCGGCUCCGCGCUGAUGGCGCUCUAUGACCCCUACAGACACGACAUGGUGGCAGUCCUUGGGGAGACCACAGGCUGCCUGGUCCUGCCAAACCUGCGAGACAAGAUGAAAAACCACCCUGAAGGUUACCGCAUCCUCCAGGAACGGCCUCGCAUCCGUCUCUCCACGCUGGACAUGGCCAGGCUGCAGGGGCUGCCGGAUGGCUCCCUGGGCCGCGAGUAUGUCCGCUUCUUGGAGGACAACAAGGUUUCUCCAGACACCCGGAUGCCACCCAAGUUUGUUGAUGAUGAAGAGCUGGCAUACGUGAUCCAGCGGUACCGGGAGGUCCAUGACCUGAUGCACACCCUCCUGGGCAUGCCAACCAACAUGCUGGAAAGCUGCAGGUCCUGGCCACCGAGCUGGUUCCCUGGGCGAUCCGGAGCGGGCUCAACGCCAGCUGUGUCCUCAACAUCUACUACGAGCAGCGCUGGGAGCAGCCCGUGGAGUCCCUGCGGGAGGAGCUCGGCAUCUUCCCGCCCCCGGCCGUCCGAGUGUGAGCACUCCGGUCGGGAGGAGCACAGGGCAUCCCUGCAGGCAGCCAGCAGCCGCCCUGCUGCACUCCACACCCUCCUGCCCUGCCCGGGGGCACAGCGUGGCUGUAGCUCUUCCACCACCGACCCGAGGGCUGUGUUUUCUCCUGCCAAGAGCUGGCGCCAGCCUGUUGGUAGAGGCCAACUGGCACCUCCCUGUGCUGUGACAAAAACUUGACCUUUUUUUGCUUGUCAUGAUUUUGGUUGCGGGAUGACAGGGUCAGAUGUGCCUUUGCCAGCUCGUCUGGUUGCUCAGGUCUCCCAGCAGCAGCAUUUGGGUACUGAUGCUCCCAAAUGCUGGGAUGGGGAGGGAGCAGCAAACUGAUGCCUUGGCCUUCUGCAGCUCCGGGGCUGUGCAGGUAAAUCCCUCCUCCCACCCUUCCCAUCCUGGGAAGAUGGAGGCUUCAGAUCUUGGGGCUGCCCUGGACUGGAGCUAAACCCAUGAUUUCCAGAGGAGCGCAGGGGCAGGCUUGGUGUGUGCAGUGGUGAAAUCCCAUUUUGUAUUUGUGCCUAACUGGUCUCCUGUUGGGUCAUAUGGGAUGGGCCUCACUUCCUGCCUCAGAGACCAGGCAGUGUGUGAUUGUGUGCCCACAGGGAAGUACCUUUGGAUAUUUUCCCUCCUGGAUUGGCUGUUUUGAGAGCUGAUCCCAGUCUGCUGUGUCUCCCUGUCCCUCCCCAUCAAAAAUGAUGAAAUCCAUAUGAUUGUGCUGGCUGUUCAGUAGGAAUCAUCCCUUCCUUGGGCAACAAAAUGACACAGUGUGGGAUUGAAUCCAGUGAGUGCAGAAACAGUGGCUGCUGGUGCUGUGUCUGGGAGCUCAUUGCUGUCUGGAUUAAUUAAACUGCUCCAGACUGCCAGCAGCCAGGGAGCGGAGUUGCUGGAUGUGAUGGCAAAGAGCCAUGAGGCCAGGGGCUCUUUGUUCACGUGUGUUUGCUGUUGGAAUUCAUUCUUGUGUAAUAAAAUCCACACUGGGGCUUGUAGUUCA
Prinia subflava (tawny-flanked prinia) is the source of this 1804-nucleotide messenger RNA. RefSeq names its product coenzyme Q4 (gene COQ4). The transcript is spliced from 5 exons. NCBI's taxonomy places the organism in Eukaryota, Metazoa, Chordata, Aves, Passeriformes, Cisticolidae. The record is from RefSeq and is a predicted model, not a curated record. Gene Ontology annotation, biological process: ubiquinone biosynthetic process. The coding region runs from base 1 to 999 and encodes 332 amino acids. Gene Ontology annotation, cellular component: mitochondrial inner membrane; mitochondrion.